Molecule: messenger RNA, 2486 nt
Organism: Pieris brassicae (large cabbage white)
Lineage: Eukaryota; Metazoa; Arthropoda; Insecta; Lepidoptera; Pieridae
Gene: Ppa
Product: F-box/LRR-repeat protein 14
Exons: 1
Coding region: 168-1499 (443 amino acids)
Biological process (GO): SCF-dependent proteasomal ubiquitin-dependent protein catabolic process
Cellular component (GO): SCF ubiquitin ligase complex
Molecular function (GO): protein binding
Source: RefSeq, a predicted model, not a curated record
GUGCCGUCGAGCGCGACCAAUCGCCGUGCGCCCAGCGGCGGGCGCGGGGCGGGAGCUUCCCCCUCGACCGCCAGUACGCGACCAUACUUCACGUUGAAUGCACGUCUCUCCGGCAUUCGCUUUCGAGUCGUGCUGAUGUUCGCCUGUGUUAUGUUAUCAGUGCAGUGAUGAGUGCGUGGACUGAGGAAGUACUCUCUUGGCGCGACGACCGUCUCGGUCUCACAGAAUUGCCCACUGUAAACCGCAGAAAAAACCGCACCGCGCCAUAUAGACUACACAGACCGCAUUUGUCGACCGCUCACGUGCCUGAACCGGUACCCGAGGCCCAUGGAACGCAUAUUUCGAGGUUAUACCCAGAGAUACUUGCGUUAAUAUUCGAGAGAUUACCCGUCAGAGAUAGAGGUCGGGCCGCACAGGUUUGUCGUUCUUGGCGUGAUGCAGCUGACAGAAGAUCUGUUUGGAGAGGUGUUGAGGCAGCAUUACAUUUAAGAAGACCAGCUGCAGUGUUAUUUGCCUCUCUUGCAAGACGCGGAGUGCGGAAAUUACAAGUUUUAUCGUUGCGACGAGGUUUAAGAGAUGCAGUUUCCGCCUUACCUGGUUUAGAUUCGCUUUCUCUUAGUGGCUGUUAUAGCGUAACUGACGCUGCACUUGCAAGUGCUUUCGCAACAGAACUUCCAGCGUUAAGAAGACUAGAUUUAUCUUUAUGCAAACAAGUAACAGAUUCAUCACUCGGCCGAAUAGCGCAAUCAUUGAAAAACUUAGAAGAACUAGAACUUGGUGGGUGCUGUAAUGUAACAGAUACAGGGUUGUUACUAAUUGCCUGGGGAUUGAGGAAACUACGUAGACUCAACCUAAGAUCAUGCUGGCAUGUAAACGACGAUGGCAUUGCCCACUUAUGCGGAGGAGGCGAAGCUAGGGGAACUCCAGAAUUGGAGCAUUUAGGAUUACAAGAUUGCCAAAGGUUAACAGAUGAGGCGCUUAAACAUGCAGCCACUGGUCUUCCUAAUCUUAAAUCUAUAAACCUUUCAUUCUGUGUUGCUGUCACAGAUGCUGGAUUACGGCACUUAGCAAAGCUCCCACAAUUAGAAGAUGUUAAUUUAAGAGCUUGCGACGGAGUAUCCGACGCUGGAGUAGCUCAUUUAGCUGAAAGCGGCCGAUUGAGGGCUUUAGAUGUUUCUUUUUGUGAUAAAGUGGGAGAUGAGGCAUUAUCUCAUGCAACUCUCGGGUUAUCUGGACUUCGAUCACUGUCGCUUAGUGCUUGCCGACUCACUGAUGAAGGUCUGGAGAGGGUGGCGAGGCUUUCGCAGCUAGAAACACUAAAUAUAGGGCAAUGUACCCGUGUUACUGACAGAGGACUUCGCGCAUUAGGCGAUGGCUUAUUAAAUUUGAAGGCCAUAGACUUAUAUGGUUGCACGUGCAUUACUCCACAGGGCUUGGACCAUAUCGUGAAACUGCCACGGCUUAGUGUACUCAACUUAGGUUUGUGGCAUGUGCGGUGACCACACUCAAACUAGUGUAUUUCUGUGCCGCGUUUGCGUGUGUAAGUGCGACGGCCAUUUUGGAAUGAGGUUGUACUGGACAUAAUUAUAAAAUUAACCAAUUAUGAGAUAUUAUCGUUGGGAGACGGGGUAGCUUUCUUUGUUUUGUCAUUGUUAUGAUAAGUUUGUUGACUGAUUAUUUACGAUAACUGUGAUUUACUCUCCGUUUAGUUUGGUUAAGUUUGAAGAAAGACGCCCCAUAACCUAGUCGCCGUGUAAUCUAGACCUUUUUAGUACUAUCUGUGUAUACUCUUAUCAUUAUGACGUACUUAGAUGACGUAUCUGUAAUGUAAUUUUAAUGUUGUGGUUUCGAAAAGGUCUAGUUUACCUAUUUAAUUGCUCCAUUAGUUAGAUAUUUAGACAUUAUUUCAAUUAUAAUUCGAAUUUUUGCGAAAUGGAUCCAUAUCGUUUAAGUUUUGUAAUGUUCUGAUUGAAGAUUGUUUUCAAGUUAUGUUAUGUUGAUUGAAGCAGGGAUAAUUAUUUUUUACUAUUCUUUAAUGAUGUGGAAAACUAUUAUAAUAAAUAUGUUACAUGUGAUGGCAAGAUCAACUUGAAAAGUGUAACAUUUACUUAUUGUUUGUCGAAGACAACACAAAAUCUUUAGUUUUCGAGAAUGACGUCUGAAUACAGAUGCAGGAAAGAAAGUCCCAUGUUUCGAUAGAAAUGUUAGUUUUGUUUUUACACUAAGAGAUGUAUCCUGGAUAUUUUUAUUAAAGAACAAUUUAAAUUACCUAAGCGUUUUUAUUUUCUCUUUCCAGUGAUUAUGAAGAAUGUUUCCGCUAUAAAAGUUGUUUUAUAUUUUUAAGUAUUAUGAACAAAAACGAUCUCAACGAUACGUAAGAUUAGUUGUUAUUUCUCGCAAAAGUUCGAAUUAAAAUGUGUUGUAUAUUAACUGAUUUGUUUUGUACAAACCAAUGUAACAUAAAUGUAUUAAAAUCUUCAUUAAGU